Messenger RNA from Sparassis crispa, 1305 nucleotides. RefSeq names its product chitinase. The record is from RefSeq and is a predicted model, not a curated record. Gene Ontology annotation, molecular function: chitin binding; chitinase activity. The transcript has 5 exons. Lineage: Eukaryota; Fungi; Basidiomycota; Agaricomycetes; Polyporales; Sparassidaceae. Bases 1 to 1305 code for a protein of 434 amino acids. Gene Ontology annotation, biological process: chitin catabolic process; carbohydrate metabolic process. Gene Ontology annotation, cellular component: extracellular region.
AUGCUGUCUCUCUUUGCGCUGCCGUUCCUUGCUCUUUCCUCAGUGCACGCAAGUCACUCCUUCGCGAGGCAUCACUCCUUCGCGCGUCAUCACGCUCUGCAAGCUCGAGAUGCUGCCCCGACUGCUAAUGCGACCGUCGACAUGGUCGCCACUGCAUGGUAUACUGGCUGGCAUAGCGAAUACCUUCCUGUCGCGAACGUCAGCUGGGACAAGUACACCCACAUGACAUACGCCUUCGCUCUCACAGCUCCCAGCACGGGAGAGGUCUCCUUGACAGACUCCGAUCCCAAUGUACUGCCCGUCUUCGUCUCCACUGCCCACGAGAACGGUGUCAAAGCAUUGAUUUCUGUCGGUGGUUGGAGUGGAUCACGAUCCUUCUCCGACAAUGUAGCCACUGAAGAGAAUCGUACGGCGUUUGUUCAGACCAUCACCAACUUUGUUCAGAACUACAGCCUGGACGGUGUCGACUUUGAUUGGGAAUACCCCAACGCAGAUGGCAUCGGCUGUAACGCUCAGUCUCCAGACGAUGCGACGAACUUCCUCUCUUUCCUGCAGGCUCUCCGAGCCGACCCAGUCGGAUCGAAUCUCACCCUCACGGCCUCCACUUCCCUCACGCCUUGGAAGGGCCCCAACGGGACCGCUCUUACGGACGUCUCCGGGUUCGCGGACGUUCUCGACUGGAUCCACAUCAUGAACUACGACGUCUGGGGCACUUGGGACACCGCCGUCGGCCCCAACGCGCCGUUGAACGACACCUGCGCGUCACAGCAGGACCAGCAGGGAAGCGCGGUGAGCGCUGUUGCUGCGUGGACCGCGGCGGGAAUGCCGGCGCACCAGCUCGUGCUCGGCGUCGCCUCGUACGGGCACUCCUUCCAGGUUGAGGCGAGCAACGCGUUCGACUGCGACGGCCAGGCGCUCGCAGCCUACCCCGCGUUCACCUCCACGCAACCUGCGGGCGACAGCUGGGACGCUGCGAGCAACACCGACGUGUGUGGCGUGACGUCUGGUUACACAGGCGUGUUCCAGUUCCGCGGGCUCGUCGGCGAGGGCUGGCUAUACCCCAACGGCUCGGUCGUGGAAGGCAUCGACUACCGCUUCGACGAGUGCAGUCAGACUCCGUAUGUUUACAACGAGACGUCGUUGGUGAUGGUCUCGUUCGACGACGCGGCUUCGUUCGCCGCCAAGGGCGAUUAUAUCAAGUCUACGAACCUGCGCGGCUUCGCGAUGUGGGAGGCCGCGGGCGACUAUAACGACAUUCUGCUAGACUCGAUCCGCGAGGCGGCCGGGUUCGAUGGCGGCUGCUAG